GAGGACCGAAGGCGGGGGCUGCGGCUGUCAGAGGAGCGGAGCGCUCGCCGGAGGCUCUGGCUGGAUCCGCUUGCAGGUGUCGCCGCACCUCUGGCCAUGAGGACCCUGUGGAUGGUGCUGUGCGCUCUGGCGCGGCUGUGGCCCGGGACCCUGGCUGGCUGCGCAGAGGUCGGCCGCUGCUGUCCUGGCCGGGACCCGGCCUGCUUCGCCCGCGGCUGGCGGCUGGACAGGGUUUAUGGAACAUGCUUCUGUGACCAAGCCUGCCGUCUCACCGGGGACUGCUGCUUCGACUACGACAGGGCGUGCCCAGCUCGCCCUUGCUUUGUGGGAGAAUGGAGUCCCUGGAGUGGCUGCGCAGGUCAGUGCCAGCCCACCACGCGUGUGCGCAGGCGUUCGGUGCAUCAGGAGCCACUAAACGGAGGGGCUCCCUGCCCACCCCUGGAAGAGAGAGCCGGCUGCUUGGAGUACUCCUCGUCACAGGGCCAGGAUUGCGGGCACGCCUUUGUUCCUGCCUUCAUAACUAGCUCUGCCUUCAACAAGAAGAGAAUAAUACAAGCUGUAUAUCCACAGUGGUCUACACACACUGAGGGUGCUGGAUAUUGUAUGGAGUUCAAGACAGAGUCCCUGACUCCUCACUGUGCUCUGGACAACCGUCCCCUCACUCGAUGGAUGCAGUAUCUCCGGGAAGGAUACACAGUGUGUGUGGACUGUCAGCCUCCAGCUAUGAACUCUGGAAGCCUGCGUUGUUCUGGAGACGGUCUGGACUCUGAUGGAAAUCAGACUCUUCGCUGGCAAGCCAUCGGCAAUCCUCGAUGUCAAGGAACCUGGAAAAAAGUGCGUCGAGUAGAACAGUGCUCAUGUCCAGAUGUGCACCGCUUCAUUUUUAUAUAGAGCCCCGGGAGCUACUUCACAGCACGCUUGUGAAUGGGCUGAGUAUUGACCAGUUGUGUUCAAAGCUUCAGAAGCCUCCGGAGCUGUGCCAAGGACCUAGAUACUUGCCAUUGCUACGCUUUGCCACUGAGAAAGAAAACUUAGGGACAGUUUUCAAGAUAGAUCAUAGUCUCCUUGUUCUUAUGAGUUAAGAACCCAUAUACUAAAAGCUCCUAUGGCCUGUAGACUUUGACCUUACAUUUGGUUACAGUAUACAUGUCUGUACUAGAAUCACCACCAUGCGCUCCAGUUUGGGGCAAAUUGUUGUUUAAGGCACCUAUGUUCUUUCUCUGUCUCUCUCUCCUCCCUCCCUCCCUCCCUCCCUCCCUCCCUCCCUCCCUCCCUCCCUCCCUCCCUCCCUCUUUUAAAAUUAAAGACAGGUUCUCAUUAUACAGCCUAGAACUCACUAUGUAGACAGACUGGCCUCUAAUUAAUAGGUAUCUGCCUGCCUCUGCCUCCUGAAUGCUGGGACCGAGGGCAUGUGAAACCAUGCACUGUUAUUCUUUGUGCCUAUUGCUUUUUGCCGGGAGUGGGUCAAGACAGUUUCUUUGUGUAGCUCUUGCCAUCCUGGAACUUGCUCUGUAGAUCAGGCUGGCCUCAAACUCAGAGAUCUGCCUGUUUCUGCCUCUUGACUGCUAGGAUUCAGGGCCCCUUAUACUUAAGAGCUUCUCACUUAAAAAAAUAAAAAUAAAAAAAUUAAAAAAAAACCAUACAUGUGAACUCUCACACAGAAAGUAUCAAUACUAUUUAUUAUUUUUAUAAGUUCUAAACUAAUUUCAAGUAAAUAAUCACAAAUAAUUUUUCACAGGGAAAGUUGUUAAAAUUCUAAAAGAUGUUUCAUAAUGAAAAGCCAAUACCCAUGCUAAAAACAUUUUUAAAGAAAAAAUUUUUUUUUGGUUAGCUGAAAAGAUCAAAUAUCCAUGUUAGAUCAAUAGGAAUUCCUUAAAGAGUUAAAAUUUUCAUGAAAUUCUGGCACCAAUGAAUGAGCCAACUGCUUCAAUUAUAAGCAUUCUAUCAUUGUUCAUAUCUAAGAUUUCCCAAAGUUUAGAGGCUGAAGACAAUCUUUUAAUGUCUGACUUCAUGUUUAGUUAAAGGUGCUUACUAGUUUUCUUCCUACAGCAGGUUUGAGGCAGAGACACACAGGGUAGGAAACACAGAUUUUCCUGCAAACGUAAUCAUCUCCUACACAGGCAAUAAAAUAUUAGCUUUACCCUUGGCUGGGAGACAGCUGAGUUUGUGGCCAAGUGGCAUGAUGUGCUCUCAGGCGUAGGAUGGCAAGCUAUUUCUCAGGCAUCUGCAGUCAUCUGUCCCAGCUUCCUCUCCUGGGACUCUACUUCAGUGACGAUCAUCACGACUAUGCCCAAGACUCCAUUAUAGGACCUCAGCCUGGUUUUGUUUUGAAGUAGGUUUUAAAUUGAGGAUAUUUUCGUUGAAGAAUUGAAUCAAUAUUUAAAUGGCAUAAUCCCUUUGGUGUGAAUCAAAUAACAUAAUUAUUCACUAACAUAGCUAACUAAAAUGCAUAUUUUUCGGUGCUGAUCAUGUAACCGAUGGCCAACAAGAAGCUUAAAGGGGUGGCAAAUGUCUCCUGAUGGUACUUCUGAUUGUAUUUUCUUUCCUUUCCUUUUCUUUUUUUUUUUUUUUUUUUGAGACAGGGUUUCUCUGUGUAGCCUUGGCUGUCCUGGAACUCACUCGGUAGAACAGGCUGGCCUUGAACUCAGAAAUCCGCCUGCCUCUGCCUCCCAAGUGCUGGGAUUAAAGACGUGUGCCACCACUGUCCGGC
Arvicanthis niloticus (Nile rat) is the source of this 2710-nucleotide messenger RNA. NCBI's taxonomy places the organism in Eukaryota, Metazoa, Chordata, Mammalia, Rodentia, Muridae. The record is from RefSeq and is a predicted model, not a curated record.